Epinephelus lanceolatus (giant grouper) is the source of this 2621-nucleotide messenger RNA. RefSeq names its product thromboxane A2 receptor (gene tbxa2r). Gene Ontology annotation, biological process: positive regulation of blood pressure; adenylate cyclase-activating G protein-coupled receptor signaling pathway; inflammatory response. Lineage: Eukaryota; Metazoa; Chordata; Actinopteri; Perciformes; Serranidae. Gene Ontology annotation, cellular component: plasma membrane. Gene Ontology annotation, molecular function: thromboxane receptor activity. The record is from RefSeq and is a predicted model, not a curated record.
GGGAGUGGAGAUGAUCAGGGGUUAGUGCUUGCAGCCUGCUGUAGAACUUUAAUUCCAUCACAUGGGACUUGGUGUACGAGAUAUGUUUCCCACCUCUUCCUGUGGCUAUUGUUUGUGUUGUUAAACCAUAAGUGCAGAAAGAUGGUUUGGAUGGAGUGUUGCAAACUUCCCAACUGAGAGUAAACUUGGAUCUUGAAAGUGCAGCUGCGGUGGUUGAAGAGAGAAAUGAAAUUCCUCACACUGGUGUCACCAAUACACCUCUGACUCAUCUGAAAUCAACAACCCCACACCGGCUGGCCACCAUGAAUGCCUCAGCCAACAACACCCCACUCUGCUACUCCAUCAACAGCCCUCCAUUCAAGUACUUCCCCACCAUCGCCUCUGCCUACUUCUCCUCCAUCUUCACCGCUCUGGGUCUCACCUCCAAUUUGAUCGCCUUUGUAGCUCUCCUCAAGUCCUUCCGGCGGGCACAUAGCCGCUCACGCUCCUUCUUCCUGGUCUUCCUGGGUGGCCUGGUGGUCACUGAUUUCAUGGGUCUCCUGGUCACAGGCUCCAUUGUAAUCUCUUUCCAUGUUACACACUUUAAUUGGAGGCACUUAGAUCCAAACUGCCAUUUCUGCAACUUCAUGGGUAUGUCAAUGGUUUUCUACGGAUUAUGCCCACUGCUGCUUGGUGCCACCAUGGCGGUGGAGCGCUUUAUUGGCAUCAACUGCCCAUUUGCACGCUCCACCAGCAUGCCCAAGUGCCGGACAGUCACCAUGGUGCUCAUGGUGUGGUUGAUCGCUGGUUGUAUAGCUUUGCUGCCCCUAACAGGUGUUGGGAGCUACCACAUGCAGAUGCCUGGCUCCUGGUGUUUUUUCAACAUCAGCUAUGAGGGAUAUAACAUGGUUUUCUCCCUCCUCUUCUCUCUGGUCGGGUUGACGUGCAUCGCUGUGUCAUUUUUGCUGAACACGGUGAGUGUUGUGACCCUGAUCAAGGUGUGCUGCGGAAAGGGUGGGACCCAGCGUCGUCGAGACCACGAGGUAGAGAUGAUGGUUCAGCUUAUCCUCAUCAUGGUCAUCGCUUCAAUCUGCUGGUGCCCCCUCCUGGUCUUUAUUGCGCAAACGGUGCUGUCCGGAGGUCCCCUCCAGAUCAGACACCUGCUGCUAUGGGUACGCUUCGCCACCUGGAACCAGAUCCUCGAUCCCUGGGUAUACAUCCUGUUUCGAAGGGCAGUUCUCAAGAGAAUCUACCCCCGCUUCGACUGGUCUCGGAGCUCCAUCAUGACCAUGUACCCGUCUUUAGGCGAAACCAUCCGAAGGUUCACACGCUCUUCAAUCGGGAGCACCCUGAGCCAAGAAGAAACAGGAGAGACAGAGAAAUCAAACGUAACAACUCAAUCUACACUGAAGCCACCACCUCUUUCUCCGUGAUUGCUUGGAUUUGAUAUGUUGCAUCAGACUGAGUGUUGCAGUAUGUGUUUGACUGUUUCCAAGCUCUGAUGAGUUUCGUGUUAACUGUGACCAGGAUAAGAAGCAGGAUUGCACUGGUAAUCUGGAAGGAUUGAAUCUUGUUAUUUUAUUGCAUACCACUGAAAUGUUUAACAGUAUUAACAAUGACACAUAAAUUUAGGCACGUGAAAGAGAGAGCAGGGUCUGGUUGGACACUUAUGGAUCACACCUGCAACCACUCUACAGUGCACUGCUGUCAGCUAAAACAGAAUUCAAGCUAUCUACAUACACUGCUCUGUCUACAUGUACUGCUCCAUCAAGUGCUUUCAUGAUAUUUGAGUUUUAACAGCUUUUCACAAUGGAUAGGCGCACUUAUGGUCAUUCAGGUGAUAGUUUUAAUAUGACACUUCAUUCUGGCAGGACAUUAUGCUUUUAAGCUCAUUUACACUUUGCUCAGGUGCUCAUGAGUGUCAUAUUAGACCCACAAAGAAUUAUAUUAUUUAUAUAUAUAUAUAUAUAUAACUGUUUUUUAAGGCUCAUGAUAAGUACUGUUCUUUUGUUGUUCCCUUUCUGAAAAUACCUUUAAUUAUUUAAAGAUCUUACCUGUUGAAGAUACAGUAACUGUGCAACAGUAGCAUCACACAAUCCUAUUGUCCAAAUUGUAGAGAUGCUUAAAGGUGAAGAUGCUUUGACUAAAAUAGAAUAUAGCUUAGACUGCCCGAGACUUCCUUUAUAAUCUCCACUCCAAGAGUUUAUACAGUACCUGACAAUGCAUGGAGUUUGUCACUGUUUUGAUGAUGCAUGCUACCUAAACCAAACUUUCAAGACCUUGAAAUGAUCAGUCAUUAACUUUUUUAGAAUCCCUGGAAUGGACCCUCGGGUUCAGUCCUCAUGCAUGUCAUUAAUGGGCACGUUUGGCUGAGGAAUAAAACAAAAAGUUAAAGGAAGUGGAUGCCAAUGAGAAUGUCACUGUUGUAGCAAAUUAAAUUGUGACUAUUUACGCAGACCCAGAAAAUACAACGUUUAUGUGUCAGUGGUAGAACAGUCUUUUCCACUACCAACUUAAGAAAAAUGUAGCAGUAUCCACCUUAUUUUCAAACACGGAAGUAAAUAGUGAUCAACUUCCGUUUUUUUGUGCGUGACUUCCGGUCAGCCGCUUUCCCUCAUGCUUUCCCUUACCGGAGCUAACGG